Messenger RNA from Oldenlandia corymbosa var. corymbosa, 1770 nucleotides. The record is from the annotation of a GenBank genome assembly. Lineage: Eukaryota; Viridiplantae; Streptophyta; Magnoliopsida; Gentianales; Rubiaceae.
GAGAAUUCCAUUCACUAAUUUAUCUUGCCACUUUCUUCAAAUUUGUAUUUUAAAGUUCCUAACUCGUACUUAUCAUCAAAGAUGUCCUCCUCUGUUGGAACAAAACAUGUUCAAACUAAAGGAAGGCAAUCUUUGUUCAAUCUUUUGUGCACUUCAUGGAAAACCGUAUUGAUCUGUGGAGCAUUAGUCUCUUAUUCAUGUUACACAUUCUAUUCCUCAGAUCACCCCAAAAGGCCAACAAAUAGCAUUCCUGAUUUAACGUCAAAGGAAAUCCUUCAUCAACCAAACAGUAGUACAAAUGAUGAUUAUCAAGACCUUUCUCCUACCAACAUUAAUCACCUCCGGUUUGGAAUUGUUGGGUCGGAAGUGACGUGGCGUGGCCGAAAAGGUUUCGUCGAGGCUUGGUGGAGGCCAAACUUCACGCAAGGAUACCUAUAUCUCGAUCAGUCCCCGACCGGAGACCUUCUCCCUUGGCCGUCAUCUUUUCCUCCCUUUAGGGUUUUGGAUGACCAAACGGAGCUCAUAAACGAGAUCAAACCGGCAGUACCGACGUUAGCUAGGGUUUUGCAUGCCAUUUAUGAAAUACUUAAAGAGGAGGAAGGAAAAACUGAGACUGAAAGUUUUAGAUGGCUGGUCAUGGGAGAUGAUGAUACAGUGUUUUUUGUUGACAAUUUGGUCGAUGUUUUAUCCGAAUUUAAUCACACCAAGUAUUGGUACAUAGGUGGGGUUUCUGAGUCUAUUUUAACCAAUUUUUUGUUGUCAUUUAAUAUGGCUUUUGGAGGAGCAGGGUUUGUGUUGAGCUAUCCUUUGGCUAAAGCUUUUGCACAGAAUUUUGAAAGUUGUCUUAGGAGAUAUUCACAAUUAGAAACUGGAGAUUUCAUUGAAAUGUCUUGUGUUGCUGAUAUUGGAGUUAAUCUCUCUCCCCACAAAGGUUUACACCAGAUUGAUUUACAUGGGGACAUUUCUGGGCUGUUGUCAUCUCACCCAAUGACUCCCUUAGUGUCUCUUCACAAUUUCGACGCCGUGGAACCAAUCUUCCCGGGCAUGGAUCGGAUUCAGUCCAUUAACCACUUGAUGAAAGCCGGGAAUAUCGCCGGUGGUCAACAAUCGCGACUGAUGCAACAAACAAUCUGCCACCACCGGCGACAUAACUGGACGAUUUCAGUAUCGUGGGGCUACUCGGUUCAUAUUUACGAGAAAAUAAUGCCUCGGAGUUUGUUACAACUCCCUCUCCAAACUUUUGGACCGUGGGUUUCCAAUCCAGAUCCACCAUUUUAUAGGUUUAACACUCGGUUGCCUUCAAGAGAACCUUGUGAUGCUCCUCAUGUGUUCUUCUUUGAAUCGAUCGAGAAGCCGCCGUCUGAUGACGAGGAUUUUGUCGUCCUUUCGAGUUAUUAUCGGUCCUCGCCGAGGGAUUUGCCACCUUGCGUCGACGGUGAACACUCUGCGGAUUAUGUUACACAUAUACAUGUCCAUUCACCCGCGACAAAGCCAAUUGAGAAAGAUAGAUGUGAAUGUUGCGACAUUGAGAGUACAAAGGGAAUGAAAAACGCGAUUGUAAAAUUCAGAGAAUGUAUGCCGGGUGAAAUUAUUGCUUAACAAGUAUUUUGGGACGGAAUGAGCACAUUUACGAGUUUGAAGAAUAUGAAGAAAGUUGUUUUCUCAUACUAUCAGCGUGCGCAUUGUGGACAAUAUUGGACAAUGUAACAAGUUGAAAGAUGUUGAAUGUAAAGGUUCUCAAUCUGGAGAUUAAUUAAAUCCUAACUUGCA